Molecule: messenger RNA, 621 nt
Organism: Asterias rubens (European starfish)
Lineage: Eukaryota; Metazoa; Echinodermata; Asteroidea; Forcipulatida; Asteriidae
Product: lactadherin-like
Exons: 5
Coding region: 1-621 (206 amino acids)
Source: RefSeq, a predicted model, not a curated record
AUGGAUGUAGCAGCGAGCAAUUCCUUCGUUGGGAGCCGUAAGAUGUCGUCUUAUUACGGUCCAGUACCCGAGCCGGAUCCCGGUCAGCCUUAUAACAAAUACCACUGGGUGAAAUCAGCCAUGCAGAAACUUCAAAGCGGAUGCCUGAAAGGAACCCCUUCGAAUGAAGUUUGUUCCUUGGACCUCGGUCAGCCUCUCGGUAUGGAGAAUGGAGACAUUCUCGAUGCCGAUCUCUCUGCGUCGACGGCCAUCGAUGGUUAUCCAGCUAGCAUGGGAAGGCUCAACAGUUAUGGUGCGUGGUGCGCAUAUGAUGGCCUGCCAUGGAUACAAGUCAACUUCAAAGUUAGAGUGUACAUUACUGGUCUGAUUACACAGAUUAUCAGCGAAAGCUACUACGUUUCUACAUUCAGCGUUAAACACGGUGAUUCUUCAUCCGUAUUGACAUACGUCACAACCUCCACUGGAAGUGUCCAAAUCUUCACUGGUAAACGUGAUGGAGCUUAUCAAGUGACCAACCGGUUCUCGCCAGUGUUGCACGCCCAGUAUUUGCGCAUCGUUCCGGUUUCAUGGAAACCGGAAGGAAACUGUUGUAUGCGCUUUGAGGUGUUAGGAUGCCGGUGA